GGGAUGGGCGGCGCGGGACCGAGCGAGCGGCCCAGCGUUGGCCGGGUAACCCCUAUCUGAGCUGCGGCCGGGAGCUGCCGACCUCCGGGGCGCGCGAGCCUGGGGUCCGGGAGGCGCGGCGAUGACCUGAUCCCGAGCCCUGCCAGGGCGCCCGUCCCUCGCUGCCCCGGCUCGCUCGGAGCCCGCGUGGAGACCGGCUCGGUGCGGCGGCCCGGAGCGCACGGUGGCAGCUAGCACCGGUGAAAGGCGUGUGGGCGCCGAGCUGGGGAGGACACCUUCGGCAGCUCUGCCUUUGGAGGGGCUUCUGUAAACUACUGAGUCAUUCCAGAUCUAGGAUUUUCCUAAAUAAUCACCAACUGUGCCCGUCUCCUGCCGGAACGCAGGCAGAGAGAGAGAGCGCGAGCGAGGGCGCUAGCUCUCGGGACCCCGCGGAUCCCCAGGGUGCUUGGCCCUCGAGGAUCUCCCUCCCUCCCACUGCUCCUCCCCCGCAUCCCCUCGUCUCCCGCUCUCUUUGCAGUGUUUCUGGAGGAGAAGCGCGCUCACCGCAGCUGCAAACAGCUGCCCCCGCCCCGCGCCCCUACCCCGAGUCUGGCUAACCGCUCCCAUUUCUCGCCUCUUGGAAUUCCAGAAGUGGGGAGGCCGGCCCCCCCGCCCCGGGAGAACCGCAGCCGGUGCGAUGCUUUCCGUAGACCUCACCCAGCUGGGACGGACCUCCUAAUCUUCAGAACCGCGGGCCACAGGGAGUUAAAUUGCUGCCUUUCCCUUCUCUGUCGCGGUUGGUGGUUCGUUUUCUAAAGGAACGUUUUAUUCACUUUUUAGUAUAUAUAUAUAUUUCAAGCCAGGGGCACGCAUCUCGCCUCGCUUCAGACUCUGCCUUGUAAACGGGUUUUCAAUGUAUUUAUGUGUAGGUAUACUUUGGACACCUUACAACGCUUGCGCCUCUCCAACCGGGGCACAGCUUGUUAUUUUGGACAUCUUUCCCCCCUUUCCGCUUGGUACCCUGAACGCAGUGUGACCAAACUCUCCACUGCCCUUUGGACGUGGAUCGCCUUGGCGUGCAAGUUUGGGGUGCAAACGUCUACUUCGCAGGAAGGCCUGGGACCGCCCCGCCCCCGCCGCCAGUGGUUGGGGAAGUUUACAUCUGGAUUUUCACACAUUUUGUUACCACUGCCCAGACUCCGACUAACAUUGUGGGCUCCAGAUUUUCGAUACUGCGACCGUUUCAAACGUUAGCACUGCCUCCCCGCUCCUGCCCUAUUCCUUCAGGCCCCCCGAGGUCCUGCCCUCAUCCCGGCGGAGCACAAACCCGAGGGCGCAGUGGAGCCCGGGGCCUCGGGCCCGCGCUGAGCAGCUAUGGCUGCGGCGAUAGCCAGCUCCUUGAUCCGGCAGAAGCGGCAGGCGAGGGAGUCCAACAGCGACCGGGUGUCUGCCUCCAAGCGCCGCUCCAGCCCCAGCAAAGACGGGCGCUCCCUGUGCGAGAGGCAUGUCCUCGGGGUGUUCAGCAAAGUGCGCUUCUGCAGCGGCCGCAAGAGGCCGGUGAGGCGGAGACCAGAACCCCAGCUGAAAGGGAUUGUGACAAGGUUAUUCAGCCAGCAGGGAUAUUUCCUGCAGAUGCAUCCAGAUGGUACCAUUGAUGGGACCAAGGACGAAAACAGCGACUACACCCUCUUCAAUCUAAUUCCUGUGGGACUGCGUGUGGUGGCCAUCCAAGGGGUGAAAGCCAGCCUCUACGUGGCCAUGAAUGGGGAAGGUUAUCUCUACAGCUCAGAUGUUUUUACUCCAGAAUGCAAAUUUAAGGAGUCUGUGUUUGAAAACUACUAUGUGAUCUAUUCUUCAACCCUGUAUCGCCAGCAGGAGUCAGGCCGUGCAUGGUUUCUAGGACUCAACAAAGAAGGUCAAAUCAUGAAGGGGAACAGAGUGAAGAAAACUAAACCCUCCUCUCAUUUUGUACCAAAACCUAUUGAAGUGUGUAUGUACAGAGAACCAUCACUACAUGAAAUUGGAGAAAAGCAAGGACGUUCGAGGAAAAGUUCGGGAACACCCACCAUGAAUGGAGGCAAAGUCGUGAAUCAAGAUUCUACAUAGCUGAGAACUUGUCUUAUUGUCCCUCUCCUCCCUCUCCCUUCUUCUCUCCUCCCUCUUCCCAUUUUCUCCAAUAAAUUCACCCAACAAGAGAAAAAAAUAAAUAAAACAGCAUCACAGGACUUAGUAGCUGAGAUUCUGCACUCGAAAUCUUCCUUUGUGUAGGACAAGAAAAUUGAACCAAAGCUUGCCUGUUGCAAUGUGGUAGAAAAUUCACAUGCAUAAAAAUUAUUGCACAUAAAAGAAAAGGAAAAAAAUAAAUCAGGACUCCACAAACAUUAAAUUUAACUGAGUUGUUAUUAACAGAGGGCUAAUUGUAAUGAAGACACGACUAUAAUGCAAACAAAAUGCAGUCACUGAAUGAAUGGAAAGGUUUUGAGAAAGCCACUAAAACUGUUGUUGAACUGUAAAUUCUUUUAAGUUCUAGAGAAUUCUGUGAUGUGCGGUUUUGUUUCAUCUUUGUAUUUCUUUAGACUUCUGAAAGUUGUACACAACUACAUCCUGCUUCUAGGAUAUUAUUUUAAUCAUAAAAUUGAAGAUGUCAAAAUUAUAUUAUUCUAAUGUCUAUCCGACAUAUAGCCAGGGGCCAUUUAGCAUGAAGAAAAGUUUUAAAUGUUAUUCUUGAUGUUGAUAAUAUAUUUUUAUUUUAGUAAAGGAAAAUUUUGUGUUGAAUUUAAUCACAUCAGCUGAUUUAAUUCCUUUGUAAAGAGUUUUACAUUCUUCAAUGAGAAUGUUAUAUUUUUUAUCUAGGUAGUGAUCUGGGAUUUCAUUAUUUUUUUAGACAUUUAGUAAAAAAAAAAGGCUUUUAUUGUAUUACUGAGGAAACUUAGGGAAUCCUCUCCACCUGGUGAAGAAGCACAGGCUCCUUGCUUUCUUGAUUCAGUCUUAGUGUUUAUUUGUGGGUAUCUUUGAGUGUGUACAUGUGUGUCUAGAUGUCAAAAAAAGUUGGUUUUUUUUCUGUUUGUUGCUUUUUGUUUUGUUUUUACCAUAAUUUGCAACAGGAGAGAAGGAAGACGGGUUUUACAGAAGGAAAUAAGUCUGAGACAUAGAGUCAAAGCAAAUUUAAAUUGCAUUUUUUACGUUGUCAGAAUUUUGCUUGUAGAUUGUUUUCCAAACUCUAUGAGAAAUUUAGAGGGCAUGGCUGUGAAAUUCCUUACUUAUCAUCUAUGAAUCCAGUGGCUUGUUUGCUGGAAUUAUCUACACAGAUAAGCCCAGUUUGCAAUAAUUCUAUGUUCUAGAAAAACAGAAGGUAACUAGUCAAACAUGGACAUUUCAAGAGACAGGGAGAGGAAAAAAAUGUGGAAGUGACAGCUUUGAUUCCAAUACAUAGGGUUUUGUGGGUGGGUUUGUACAGUAACAAAAAAAAAAAAAAACAAAAAAAAAAAAAACACAAACCACCA
Messenger RNA from Psammomys obesus (fat sand rat), 3482 nucleotides. RefSeq names its product fibroblast growth factor 12 (gene Fgf12). Bases 1354 to 2085 code for a protein of 243 amino acids. Gene Ontology annotation, molecular function: fibroblast growth factor receptor binding; growth factor activity. The transcript has 5 exons. Gene Ontology annotation, biological process: animal organ morphogenesis; regulation of cell migration; positive regulation of gene expression. Lineage: Eukaryota; Metazoa; Chordata; Mammalia; Rodentia; Muridae. The record is from RefSeq and is a predicted model, not a curated record. Gene Ontology annotation, cellular component: cytoplasm.